AUGAAGCGAGCGGCGCCCCGCAGUACCCUGCGGAACCUGAUAAAGAGACACAAGCCCCAGCUUCGUCUGGCGGCCAACGCCGACCUGCUGGUGCAUUUGAACUUCUUACUGUUUCUCCACCGAUUAGCAGAAGAAGCCAGGGCAAAUGCUUUUGAGAACAAGAGUAAAACAAUUAAAUCUGAACAUGCCAUGGCGGCAGCAAAGGUUAUCUUAAAGAAGAGCAGAGGCUAGGAAAUCAAGAAGUACUUUCUAAUCCUGCUUGCUUUACCCAGUGUAUUUUUAUUAACUCUUAAGUAUCAUGGCUAAGAUCCUCAGUUGGUAGAAAUAAGCAUAAUUUCAUUGAAGUCAGUAGAGCUACACUGCUUUACCUUUGGGGAAUUGGACUUAUGUUCUUAAGAAACAUUCAUGUUUAUAGGUGAUAUGCAUACAUGGGUCUCUUACCAAAGCAUGAGGAAAACACUUGUGGUGAAAGUAAUUUUUUUUUAUAAUGUAAGUUUUCGGCUGCAUCUUCAACUAAAAUACUGGGAAAAGCCUAUAGCAUUUCCCUUCCAUGUGUUUACUGGAGUCAUAUUCCUAAUUAGAAAGUGUUUCCUCUUAUAUUAAUCAUUCUAAAAGAGACUUAUUAAUGAGGAGUUUACUCUGAAUGUCAGUUUAGUUCUUCUUGUUACACAGACAAAAUGUUGGCUUCUUAAAGAAGACUGACAGUCUGACAGUGUUGCAUCAAAUAUCUUGGUUUCAGAUUGUUUAUAAAUGUCAAGUUUCACAGCCUUAAUUCUUGAAA
Molecule: messenger RNA, 781 nt
Organism: Emys orbicularis (European pond turtle)
Lineage: Eukaryota; Metazoa; Chordata; Testudines; Emydidae
Gene: CENPW
Product: centromere protein W
Exons: 3
Coding region: 1-231 (76 amino acids)
Biological process (GO): chromosome segregation; kinetochore assembly; mitotic cell cycle
Cellular component (GO): nucleoplasm; kinetochore
Molecular function (GO): protein heterodimerization activity; DNA binding
Source: RefSeq, a predicted model, not a curated record